This is a messenger RNA of Homalodisca vitripennis (glassy-winged sharpshooter), 1765 nucleotides long. Its product is annotated as neurotrimin-like. Gene Ontology annotation, molecular function: axon guidance receptor activity; protein binding. The transcript is spliced from 12 exons. The coding region runs from base 99 to 1664 and encodes 521 amino acids. Gene Ontology annotation, cellular component: plasma membrane; neuronal cell body; axon. Gene Ontology annotation, biological process: homophilic cell-cell adhesion; synapse organization. The record is from RefSeq and is a predicted model, not a curated record. NCBI's taxonomy places the organism in Eukaryota, Metazoa, Arthropoda, Insecta, Hemiptera, Cicadellidae.
UCACCGCGCCUCCACGUAACUCAAUCAUCUGAGACUGAAGCGGUCAAUGGUGGUGGACUGGUGACUGGUGGACUGGUGGACUAGUGGACUAGUCAGUCAUGUGUCCCGUGAGGAUCUCGCUGCUGUCGUUGGUCCUGGCCUCGACAUCAACAGUACUAUUAUCAACAGCCAACAAUGUGCCUGUGCCGGUGUUUAAAAGUUUUCCAACUACGAUCAAGACAUCUAUACACGACACAGUGCUACUGCCCUGUUACGUAGAGAACCUGGGUGUGAACGGGAUCAGGUGGUGGAAGGACGAGAGGCUCCUGUGGGACACGAGUGACGAGAAGGUGACUCCUCCAGACAACAUCAGAGUGUUCCCGAACCAGACUCUGGAGGUGGCGGACCUCAAGGACUCUGACACGGGAGACUAUAUCUGUCAGGUGGUGAGACCUGAUCCUUGGAACCCCAUCAAUCAGGUCCAUGCUAUCGAGGUGAUGGUUCCUCCAAAUGUAAAGACAGUGCCAGAAAGUGGAGAAUUGGAGGUGGAGUUGGGUCAUGAGGUGAUCAUGGGCUGUAUUGUCACUGGAGUUCCCACUCCGGUCGUCAGCUGGUCGUACAAGGGAAAGGACAUGGAGCUGAUCAACAACCGAGCGACUCUGAGGUUCAAGGCGACUGAUCGCAAGAUGUCGGGCAACUACCAGUGCACGGCCACUAACGGAGUAGGCGACUCAGCCGCAGCAACCAUACGACUGAAAAUUCUAUAUCGUCCGGAGGUGGGAGCAGAACGUCUGUGGAUCCACACGGCUCCCGGGGAACGAGCCGAGCUCAGUUGCACUGUCUUCUCCGACCCGGAAUCCAAGGUAGAAUGGUUUCACGAAGACAAGGCAGUUGAUCUUGGAGAUGGGCGUAUCAUGGCCUACAGGGAAGGCGAGAAGCAUAAGCUGAUCAUCAAGAGAGUGAUCAGUGCGGACCUAGGAUUCUUCACGUGCAGAGCAACCAAUCUCUUCGGCAGAGGACAACAAAGUGUUCACCUUUCAGGUAUUGCAAACCCUGCAGCAUUCAAACGUGGCCCGAAACAGUCCUCCAAUCACAACUAUACUCUCAUUUGGGAGGUCGAAAGUUACUCGGCGAUAAUAGAAUAUAAGCUGCUCUUCAAAAAACACCAGGGUUCUUCGGAGAUGACGGACUGGACUGAGAUUAUCGUGCCCGCAGACUCGAGCUCCCCAGGUCCCAUCCACUCCCAAUCGUACACAUUGUGGGGUCUGCAGGAGUCAACGGUCUACGAGGCCUCUGUGCUUUCCCGCAACAAGUUUGGCUGGAGUCGGCCUUCUCACAUCUUCAGAUUCGCUACCAAGGGGGCUGACUACAAUCCGGACUCAUCUUCACAGAUUGAACAUUUGGCAACCAGUGAAGAUCCUACAUUUGUAUUUUUGCAAAAUCUGUUGACAGAUUUGAGUGUAAAAGAAGAUGACCUUCAGGAGCUUCAGGAACAGGAUGAAGCAAAGGAACAGGUCUUACGCGACUUCAUCGAAAAGAAAAUUGUAAAUAUCGAAGAAGCCGAUGCUUCACCCAUGUAUGAAGGAAACUCUUGGACUGCCGACAGUGGAUUUUCCUCAAUACAUACGUUCUCCUGGGGCCUGUCUAGUUGUUUGUUGGCAACACUGGUUCAGCUGCUUCACUGACUUCCUUAAUAUUGUACAAACAUUUGGCAGCAAUGUAUAUAAACCAAUGUAUAUAACAUCAUGUACAGAGUGUUUUGUUUUAUUAAAUAUUUUUAUACUUU